Molecule: messenger RNA, 624 nt
Organism: Suillus subalutaceus
Lineage: Eukaryota; Fungi; Basidiomycota; Agaricomycetes; Boletales; Suillaceae
Product: flavoprotein
Exons: 5
Coding region: 1-624 (207 amino acids)
Biological process (GO): coenzyme A biosynthetic process
Cellular component (GO): phosphopantothenoylcysteine decarboxylase complex
Molecular function (GO): FMN binding; phosphopantothenoylcysteine decarboxylase activity
Source: RefSeq, a predicted model, not a curated record
AUGGUGACUCGCCAAUUUAUUGCUGAAACGGAGCGUCUCCCAAAUCACAACCAUGUGUUGCUCAUAACGACUGGAAGCGUAGCAUCUAUCAAAGCUCCUCUCAUCGUCUCACUGCUUCUCCAAUACCAAAAUGUCAAAGUAGAAGUGGUUGCGACCAAGGAAUCGCUCGCGUUUUACGACCCUGCAGAUGUCCUCAAGGCAGGAGCCCGCGUGUGGACUGAUGAGGACGAGUGGUCGGGGUCAUACAAGAUUGGAGAUCCGAUCCUGCAUAUCGAGCUGAGGAGGUGGGCUGACAUUGUUCUUGUCGCUCCCUGCUCGGCAAAUACGCUCUCAAAGAUUGCACACGGACUCUGCGACAAUCUCGCAACCUCUCUCCUUCGCGCGCUAGCACCUACGACGCUGACUUACGUAUUCCCGGCGAUGAAUACGCUCAUGUACGAGCAUCCACUCACGGCAGAACAUUUGCGCGUCAUCCGGGACGUUGUGCGCUACCAAGUUGUCGGGCCAAUCGGAAAGAAUCUUGCAUGUGGGGACGUUGGCCUCGGUGCCAUGACGGAAUGGCGCGAUAUCGUGAAGAUAGUGGUAGAUCAAAUGAAACUCGUUCGCAAAGAUAACAAAUCAUAA